AGAAUCAAACUUAAACGCUUUCCAACACUGCAGCGGGUCGCAUAUGUAACCGCUGUGAAUUAUUUCUUAUUUUCCAAAGAAACUGCCUCAAAACUGAAUUAAAACCAUGGCAGCGAGUGGAAAAGCGUUGCUGGGCUCGAGCCUCUGCCAAAAACUCACCCAGUUCACGAGGAACCUGUACUCGCAACCGGCACUCCUAUCCAGUUUCCGUUCCUCUCGCCAGGUCCAGGAGCUGGAAAAGUAUCCCGAGGUGGAGGUGGUGGCCAAUCCGCCCGAGUGGCGUUUCGUAGAGCGCCUGCUGCCACCAGAGACGGUGCCACAGCCGGUGGCGCAGAAGGAUUAUCCCUCCGGGUGGCGGCCACAAACGGAGGAUGGCUCCAAGGCGGGCUACUACGUGGCCAGGACCAAGAACCACAUGGUACCGGUCUAUCUGCAAACUCGCUUCCGCGGCCAGCGUCGAAUCACAGUGGUGCGACGCGUCCAAGGCGAUAUCUGGGCGCUGGAGAAGGAUCUGCGAUCGGCGGUGGAGAAGUCACGGAACGGAAAGCUGUGUGCCACGCGAGUCAACGAACUGAGUGGCCAGAUCCACAUUCACGGCGACCAUGUGGAUGUCCUCAGGGACUACCUCAAGGAGAGGGGUUUCUAAAAUUAGCUUUUUUUUUUAUCCAUUUUGUUCUUAAAUAAACCACUUCAUACUGUUGA
Molecule: messenger RNA, 702 nt
Organism: Drosophila ananassae
Lineage: Eukaryota; Metazoa; Arthropoda; Insecta; Diptera; Drosophilidae
Gene: mRpL49
Product: probable 39S ribosomal protein L49, mitochondrial
Exons: 2
Coding region: 107-646 (179 amino acids)
Biological process (GO): translation; translational initiation
Cellular component (GO): ribosome; mitochondrial large ribosomal subunit
Molecular function (GO): structural constituent of ribosome; translation initiation factor activity
Source: RefSeq, a predicted model, not a curated record